Rosa rugosa (rugosa rose) is the source of this 662-nucleotide messenger RNA. RefSeq lists its product as uncharacterized. Lineage: Eukaryota; Viridiplantae; Streptophyta; Magnoliopsida; Rosales; Rosaceae. The coding region runs from base 75 to 662 and encodes 195 amino acids. The transcript has a single exon. The record is from RefSeq and is a predicted model, not a curated record.
UUUUCACCCACAGGGCAUCUUUGUUUUUUCUCCUAUUAAUCUUGGCUCUCUCCUCCUCCUUCCCCAUUGAAGCCAUGAAGGUCCAUCCAAUCCCCAAGAGGCGCAACAUCUCCAUCCAGUACCAUUCAAGAAGCCCACUCUCUGAAGCCCAGGCCCUCCUCGGUCUCACCCACAAGAAGCUCCGCCGCCUCCCCCAUGUCUUCAGCCGCGUCCUCGAGCUCCCUUUCCGCUCCGACGCCGACGUCCUCAUCGAGGAGAACCCCGACUGCUUCCACUUCGUCGUCGAAACCGAGAGCUUCGGCCACGACGUCAGGGCCCACACCGUCGAAAUCCACCCCGGGGUGACCAAGAUUGUCGUCAGGGAAAGAGGGUCCGCGGCGGAGCUGACGUUGGACGAGCUGGAGCUGGACAUGUGGAGGUUCCGCCUGCCGGAGUCGACCCGGACGGAGCUGGCCAGGGCGGUUUUUGUCGACGGGGAGCUCAUUGUGACGGUGCAGAAGAUGGAGGGGAUGGAGAAUUCGGAGGGCGGAGAUGGUGGGGAGGUUUGGGGCGGUGGUGGUGGGAAUGGGAAUGAGGGUUCAGAGGAGGUAUGGGAAAUCGGCUUGUGCUUGUACAUUUCAGCUGCAAAUCUGGGUUUUCAGAUUUUGAUAUUUUGGGGCUGA